CGAUAACUCUCCUGCUGAAUUAACUAAUCAUGAAAUAGAACAUUAUGAUGAAGUUAAUUUAAAUAUGGACGAAUGUGAUUCAUCAAGUACUAGUGAUGAUGAUAUGGAAAUUACAAAUAACAAGACAAUUGAAUUAAAAGCAGUACUAGAAAAGACGAUCAAGUUUAUUGAAAAAUCCGAAAUUCUCCCUCAACGAAGAAAAUGGAUAGGUUCUAUUGAAACGAACUUGAACCCC
Molecule: messenger RNA, 235 nt
Organism: Racocetra persica
Lineage: Eukaryota; Fungi; Glomeromycota; Glomeromycetes; Diversisporales; Gigasporaceae
Source: the annotation of a GenBank genome assembly